GGCCGCGGCCGCGCGUGCGCCCAGAAACCUCCCGGAACCCGAGGACUUAGGUACCACCCGCGUUCCUAGAACCUGCCCGGAACCAAGGGCCGGGGCCUCGGUUUCCGGCUCUGGCGGCGGAUCCUUGUUUUUGAGGGACAGUUCCGGAGGAGACCGAGGAAGACGCCGUCGCUGCUGUUGAGGAGACGCCGGCGCCGGCUGGGGGCGGGGGCCCGACCUCGGGGGCGCAGCAGGGACUUGGGGGGGAUUCAUGUGGGAGCGAGCGGAACUAGGGGCGAGGGAACAAAGUGGGGCCGGCCGGGCUUGGGGGCGCGUCCCCUCUCUGGGGGGUGGUGGUCCCAUUUUGGGGUAGAUGGAGGUCCUUUAAAUUGGGAGUGAAUGGGGGUUCCCCUUUUAUCUUAGGUAGGACCCCCUUGUUCUCGGGGUGUGGGCUCCCUUCCUGUGAUUUCCAGGUGAGGCGUCCCCCUUGAUCUAAGAGUGACAGCUUUCCUCUUGAUCUCCGGGUGAGGGUCCCCCUUUAUCUUGGGGCGAAGAGCCCUUGAUCUCAUGGUGUGGUUCCCCACGUUUUAGGGGUGAGGAGUCCUGAUCUUGGGGUGAGAAUUCACCUCCCUUUAAUUUGGGGGUUAAUUCCCCUUGAUCUCAGCGUGAGGGGUCCCCUUGAUUGCAGUGUUAGUUCCCCUUUUGAUCUCGGGGUGAGGGGCCCUCGAUCUCAGAAUGAGUAAUCCUCUUGAUUUUGGGGUGAUGGGGUCCUUUUAUAUUUUACUGAGUUUCUUUCUGUGAGGACCUCCCACCCCCUAUGGCCGAGGCCGGCCUGGAGGAGUUCCGCCGCCGCUGGCGGGAGGAGCUGGCCCUCCGAGAGGGGCCGGCCAAGAGGCGGCGGCCGGCGGGGCCGGAGCCGGAGCACCAGUGGCGGCGGCGGCGGCGGGGGAGCGGGGCGGAGGCGGCCCGCGAGCCCGAGCCCGUGUCGCAAUGGAGCAGCUGCGGGGCCGUGCGCGCCGCCCCCGGGGGUGCCCCUGCCCAGCCGACGGGGGCUGCGGUCGGCUACUUCGAGCUGGCCAAGAGCCUCCUAGAGAGCGGGGAGUGUCCGCUGGCCCCGCCCCCGCCCCGGACCGCAGGAGGGCCCUCCUGCUCCAGCACGGGACGGCCUUCCCCGGCCGCCGAAUCCCCCCAGCCCGAGCACCCCGAGAACGCCGGCGGCGACCGGCUGCUGGAGCAGCUCAUCCGAGACCUGAAUGAAAUCAACGAGAUCCCCUUCUUUGAUAUCCAGCUACCUUAUGAACUGGCAUUAAAGAUAUUUCAGUAUCUGAGCAGGACUGAACUCGGAAGGUGUGCUCAGGUGAGCAAGAUGUGGAAGGUUCUUGCAGAAGAUGAAGUGUUGUGGUACAGAUUGUGCCAACAGGAAGGGUACCUUCCAGAUACCAGCAUCUCUGAUUGCUCCUGCUGGAAACUUGUCUUCCAAGAAUCCCGGGCCAAGGAACACACGUUAAGAACCAACUGGAAGAAUCGCAAUGGUGCCGUGAGCCAGCUACAGUAUGAGCUUGGGAAAGUUCUCUGCGAUGUCCAUUCCUGCGACGGUGUUGUUAUUGCUGGAUAUACAUCAGGGGAUGUGCGGUUGUGGGACACCCGCACCUGGGACUACACAGCCCCCAUCCUGGAACCAAUGCAUGGUGCUGCUGAGCCUGGAUCUCAGCCACAUGUCUCCUUUGUGAGGAUAAACAACUCUCUGGCUGUAGCAGCUUAUGAGGAUGGGACUGUUAAUGUUUGGAGUCUGAUGAUUGGUCGUGAUCCGGUCCAUUGCUACCAGCACAACCUAAGAAUACAGGCAUUGGCACUCAGCCUAGAGGGUGCCACAAUUGCUACAGCAUCUGGCUUUGAAGUCAGAGUGGAAUGCCCCAAUGAGAAGGGAUAUUGGGAAACAGCAGCUAAUUUUGAAGUUCAGAAGUUGGUCAGCUUGCUUCAUCUGAUUCCAGAUGCUGGAAGAUAUCCGGUUGCUGUUGCAGCCGCUGAAGAUGUUGUCUACCUUCUGAAAGCAGAGAACCCGAGCCGCGUUCUGCAUUCUGUGUAUGGCCAGCCUGUCACGUGUCUGGAUGUCUCUUCUAAGGAAGCAGCCUUUGGUGUCAAAAGCUUAGGAUGGAUGAAUGAAGGAAACAAGAUACUGCUGUACAGUCUUCAAACAAGUCAGUGCCUGACCACACUGGGCAGCUCCCUGGGUGACUUCACAUGUGUCAACCUCCGGAACAGUCCCCCACACCUGCUGGUCACAGGCAAUAAGGACAGGAGGGUGAGGGUGUACGAUCUACGGAGCAGUACGUCCUUGUGUUCACUCUAUGCUCACCAAUUAGGAGUCUCUGCUGUUCAGAUGGAUGACUGGAAAAUUGUCAGUGGAGGCGAGGAAGGCCUGGUUUGUGUCUGGGACCAGCGGAUGGGCAACAAGCUAUGGGAAAUGCACGCCAGACACCCCGUGCGUCACAUCUGGUUCAAUACACACAGCCUUAUUACAGCCAACAUCCCUGAUGAGAAGAGCCCCCGGGGCGCCAGCCUUCUGGAUGAUGACUUGACUGCUCACCGAAGGCAUCGAGGAAUCAUCUACGCCUAUGAGUUUUCCACGGACCAGUUGGCUCUUGAAAGCAUUCUUCCCAUUUGCCGUUCAUCUUAUGAUGAAGUGGCUGGUUACAACUACAACAUUGGCCUGGCUGUCCCUUAUGACAACAUUUAGGGAAUGAUCUCUCCAUUUGGAAUGGAGAGGGCGGGAAGAACUUAGAGCCACUGCCCCACGUUGACACGUCAGAACCUACAGAGACCAACCUCUGCCAGACCCAGGCCCCGGCACCUUGGCGAUAAGUGGCCCUUUUCAACCCCGGCCUCACCUGGGCCAGCUUAGGCCCGGCAGUGGCAUCAGACCUCCAGAACAAAGAGUUGCUGAGGUACCGGCAUUGGACCCUAGACAAGAGAGAUUGAUCUGCUCAGCUCUGGGUCUGUUCCAGAGUGUCCAUGACCAUAGCCCUCUGUGUUAUGUCCUCCAGCAUAAGCCGGCAGCUCUGGAGGGAUCGGCUCCCAAGCAUCGGCUCAGCUUUAUUCAGAAUAAAGAAUGUAUCAGUACAAGGACCUUUUAAAAACAAUCUGCAACGAAACUGUUUCAUGCUUUAGAUUAAAUUUUCUUCGUAAAAUAAGCAGCUGCACAAUGGGAUAACUUUUCUGUUUUGGUCAAGGAGAGUUCUGGAUUUCCUGUCUUUUAAGAGGUCUUAGAAAUUCAGGGUAGUGUUCAUCCUGAAAACAGCUUUGUCCCAUCCAGACCUUUUGGUUUUUCAGAUGAGAGAAUAGAGAGAGACAGAGAGUUGGAGGAUGGGGGAAAUACAGAGAGGGAGUUGAGAGACCCAGCUGAGGGCAGGGGCCCAGGUCCCCUCCAGGCUGCAGCUUUGUUUUCUUUCAGAACAAACCACCUUUUUUGAAGAUUACUCUGAGCUUCCUUUCAACCCAAAGAUUCCACUAGGGUAACAUCAGCCAUCUAAAAUACUGGGGUGUUGGAGAGGUAUUAACUGUACUGGUCAUGGGUUGGUUUGACCCCCAGCUGGCCUUCCUCUAAUAACAUUUGACUUCUGCCAUGUUCUUCGCCCAUGCAUUGUCUUAAUGAGAACUGCAAAUGGACCUUUGGGCAAAAGUCAGUGCAUCUCAUCAUGCAUCGUUUCCAGUUUCUCUGCCCUGUUGUUUCCUGUACUGGAGCUAAAAUGUCCUGUCUGUUCCUUUCUUCUCUCUCAUUUCCUUCGUAAAUAUAUGUUGCUAUUUCUUUAAGUCUGUCAGGACUCAAAC
Molecule: messenger RNA, 3807 nt
Organism: Dromiciops gliroides (monito del monte)
Lineage: Eukaryota; Metazoa; Chordata; Mammalia; Microbiotheria; Microbiotheriidae
Gene: FBXW8
Product: F-box and WD repeat domain containing 8
Exons: 11
Coding region: 797-2716 (639 amino acids)
Biological process (GO): cilium assembly; protein ubiquitination
Cellular component (GO): centriole; ciliary basal body; Cul7-RING ubiquitin ligase complex
Molecular function (GO): protein binding
Source: RefSeq, a predicted model, not a curated record